Molecule: messenger RNA, 747 nt
Organism: Cryptococcus wingfieldii CBS 7118
Lineage: Eukaryota; Fungi; Basidiomycota; Tremellomycetes; Tremellales; Cryptococcaceae
Exons: 3
Coding region: 1-747 (248 amino acids)
Source: RefSeq, a predicted model, not a curated record
AUGGGGCUCGACAUCUUUCGCCAGAUCUCAAAGACAAACUGCUACGGCGGCCACUCCGUCGCCCCGAUGGGCCUGGGCUUUGAAGGGAUGUUGGAGAAGAGAAUUUUGGAUGAUUUCACGGCCGCGGUGGGUGCGGGGAGGGUGGGGGAGAAGAAGAUGUUGUUGCAUGGGAUGCCGGCGAUGUUGAAUCAUUCGUGGUGGGGGAAUAUGACGGAGUGUUCGUUUGGUGAUGUGAUGGUGAUGCGUGCCAGUCGACAUAUCGCCAAAGGCAAUGAGCUACUCAUCUUCAAGAAGAUGAUCUGGGCGAAGACGCCAGAGGAGUUCCAGCGGCACAGGGCCGAGCUUGCCGAACCUGCUCGCAAUUACAUCGACACUAACGACACCGCGCUCUACGCUUGCCACGCUUUACGCAUCGCACGUUUCGGUCUCGUGUCCAGCAACACCGUCGAGCAGCUCAACGACUGGUUGCUGGUUGCCCGAGGAGGCGACAUUAUCACUCUCUUCUCCACCAUCUACGAUCACCUCAGCGCGAGUUUCCGGGACAGGCAUGAUCUGCUUGUGGUCAAGCCCCGGCUCGUCGAACGUGAUCUUAUCCAACACGUCUUCCGCAAGGUGGCGGCGGAGCAGUGCAAGGCGAAGUAUUACAGAGUGCUGGUGACCGGCCGCGCAGGGAGGAGUAUCGGGGGAGCCCAUGAAGAGGAGUUCGACGAGCAGAGGUUCUUGUUGGGCCAUGAAUGGGAUGGAUGA